This is a messenger RNA of Arabidopsis arenosa, 713 nucleotides long. Lineage: Eukaryota; Viridiplantae; Streptophyta; Magnoliopsida; Brassicales; Brassicaceae. The record is from the annotation of a GenBank genome assembly.
AUAACAUUAGUGAAGAAACAGAUGCAGGAUGAGAAAUGGGAAGAUCCGUCAGGGAUUGAGACAGAGCUUGAAGAGACCAGACAUGAUCUCAAAAGGGCAAAAGAAGAAAGCAUACAAAUGAGAAACUCUUUGUCUUGUCUCAAGGAAGAGCUUGAACGAACUAAACAAGAGCUCCAGAAGCUGAGAGUUGAUCCUGGUGUACACGAAACGAAACUCGACGAGACUAUUUUCAAAACCAAGUUCGAAGUGUUAGUUCCUCGGGUUGAUGAUGAACCAAUUAGAAGUCCGAGGUUGAGAUCGAUGAGUGAAAAGAGAUACGUGAAAUUUGCAAACCCUACUGUCACGAUCGUGAUCGUGAACAAGGCGAGCUUCAUGAUCUUCACAAGACAUAGCAGAAGACUUGUUGAAGAACUCUAUGCAAUCUGCGAUAGCUUCACUGUAGUGUACGUGAGACGAAUAGUACGAACUACUACACGAAAUCUUCGGCGGCUCAGACCUUUCUCCGUCGCCAGAGCGGGUGGAGUUCUUCUGCCUGCGAGAGGAGGAAGGGAGAGUGAGAUCAAUGAGCCUCAUGAGGAUCUUUCGUAAUUUGUGGAAGAGCUUCAUGAUCAAAAUUGAUCGUUUAAGAUUAAGGAUCUUGAGGGUUUAUCUAUAUGAAUGGUGAAAGCUCGUGUGUACAUGUUUUGAUAAUUUAAUAUAGAAGCAUUCAUUAU